This is a messenger RNA of Saccostrea cuccullata (small rock oyster), 7017 nucleotides long. Its product is annotated as lysine-specific demethylase 5A-like. Gene Ontology annotation, biological process: regulation of DNA-templated transcription; chromatin remodeling. The transcript has 32 exons. Gene Ontology annotation, molecular function: histone H3K4me/H3K4me2/H3K4me3 demethylase activity; DNA binding. The record is from RefSeq and is a predicted model, not a curated record. Bases 147 to 5780 code for a protein of 1877 amino acids. Lineage: Eukaryota; Metazoa; Mollusca; Bivalvia; Ostreida; Ostreidae. Gene Ontology annotation, cellular component: nucleus; chromatin.
UGUUCAUGAGUUCCUGGGCAAUACACAUAUUGGAUAUUGUUGGCUUUUUAUGAUGUGUUGAAUAAUGUUACUGAGUAUUUAGUGUUGCUAAAUGACCAAGGUCUCGUGAUUUCUUGGAUUUAUAAGACGGUUCUGAAGUGUCAGUAAUGGAUGAACCAUACAUUAAUUUUAUUCCUCCCCCAGAGGCACCGGUUUUCACUCCCACUGAGGAAGAAUUCGCAGAUCCACUAGGAUACAUUGCAAAAAUAAAACCUAUUGCCGAAAAGACAGGAAUAUGCAAAAUUAAACCUCCACCGGAUUGGCAGCCCCCAUUCGCAGUGGAUGUAGAUAAAUUCAGAUUUACUCCGAGAGUUCAGAGAUUAAACGAACUUGAGGCUUUCACCCGGAUUAAACUUAACUUUUUGGAUCAACUUGCAAGAUUUUGGGAGCUGCAGGGCUGUUCUUUGAAAAUCCCCCAUGUGGAGAGAAAGCUACUGGACCUGUACAAUUUGUACAAGGCUGUUGAAGAAGAGGGUGGUAUGGAAUUGGCCACCAAAGAAAGGAAAUGGUCCAAGAUUGCCCAGAGGUUAAAGUAUCCUCCAGGAAAGGGGGUGGGGGGAUCCCUCCGAUCUCACUACGAGAGAAUCCUCUACCCAUUCUUCAUCUUCAAGAAAGGCGAAUCCUACCCAGCUGAGCAACCAAAACCAGAUUUGUCUUCAAAUGCUGAAGAGGAGGACAAGUCCGACAAAGAUUACAAACCUCACGGAAUAGCAGCUAAAACCGCAGCAGGGGGAUACACUCGCAAAAACAAGAAAGAAAGAGCACAGAAACAGCUUCCCUCUGACACAGAUGAAGUCCCCACAGUCUUAGAGAAGAUGGACAUUGACUACAAUGUGAACUCAGAACUGAAGAAGUUACAGUUCUUUGGAGCUGGACCGAAAGCUGCUGUCCCCCCAGCCGGGGAAGGAAAAGGUGAACUCAAAGAUGAGAUUAAGGUAGAACCAUUGGAGAAUGGAGGAGGUGUUAGCACCAGACAUAAAAACCCAGGCCCAGGCGCAUACACCACGGUGGAUUUGUACAUCUGUCACAUGUGUAACCGCGGUGAUGGGGAGGAGUACAUGUUGCUAUGUGACGGAUGUGAUGAUGCAUUCCAUACGUACUGCCUAAUCCCUCCCAUGCCUGAGGUCCCUAAAGGGGACUGGAGAUGUCCUAAAUGUGUGGCAAAGGCUUGCUGUCGUCCUAUGAACCCUUAUGGAUUUGAACAAGCUAAAAAGGACUAUAGUCUGCAGAGUUUUGGAGAAAUGGCUGACCAGUUUAAAUCCAACUACUUCAACAUGCCAGUGCAUAUGGUGCCGUGUGAGAUGGUGGAGAAGGAAUUCUGGCGAUUGGUUAACUGUAUUGAGGAGGACGUAUCAGUAGAGUACGGAGCUGAUAUCCACGCCUCAGAAAUGGGCAGCGGCUUCCCAACUAAGGACACCAAGGAGAUGUUCCCAGAGGAUGAGGAAUACAUCAAUUCUGGGUGGAAUCUGAACAAUUUACCAGUCCUGGAGCAGUCUGUUCUCUGUCACAUUAAUGCUGACAUCUCAGGCAUGAAGAUUCCCUGGUGCUAUGUGGGGAUGUGUUUUUCCAGUUUUUGUUGGCACAAUGAGGAUCACUGGAGUUACUCUAUCAACUACAUGCACUGGGGAGAACCAAAGACUUGGUACGGAGUCCCUGGAGCCAUGGCUGAUUUGUUUGAAGAUGUGAUGAAGAAGAGUGCCCCCGAAUUGUUUGAAGCUUCCCCAGACCUUCUUCAUCAGCUGACCACUAUAAUGAACCCCAACAUUCUCAUGGACCAUGGGGUUCCAAUUGUACGCACCAACCAACAUGCUGGAGAGUUUAUCAUAACCUUCCCCCGAGCCUACCAUGCUGGCUUCAACCAGGGUUACAACUUUGCUGAGGCUGUAAACUUUGCACCAGCUGACUGGUUACCCAUAGGACGUGCCUGUAUUGAACACUAUAGAUCUUUGUGUCGUCAGUGUGUUUUCUCACAUGAGGAAUUAGUAUGUAAAAUGGCAGCUGAUCCAGAUAACCUAGACCUAAUCAUUGCAGCCAGCACUCACAAAGAUCUGCUUGCUAUUGUGGAAGAUGAAAGGAAACAACGCAAAAGCCUGCUGGAAAUGGGAACAAAGGAGGCGGAGCGUGAGGCGUUUGAACUGCUCCCUGACGACGAGCGACAAUGUGACUUCUGUAAAACCACUUGCUUCCUGUCUGCUGUCACCUGUCCAUGUAAACCAAAUAAAGUUGUUUGUAUUCACCAUGUGGACAAGCUGUGUGUUUGUAAACCAUCACAAUACUGCCUGAGAUAUAGAUACACUCUAGAUGAAUUACCCACAAUGCUCAAUCGUCUGAAAGUACGUGCCGAAUCAUUUGACAACUGGACAACCAAAGUCAGAGCAGCUCUGGAGGCUGAAGUGGAUGAGAAAGUUGAUCUGUCCGAUCUGAAGGAGUACAUCAGUGAAGCAGAAGAGAAGAGAUUCCCGGACUCCGAGUUGAUGCAGCAGUUAGUCAUGGCCGUCAAUGAGGCAGAGAAAUGUGCUAAUGUGGCGGCUCAGCUGGUGUCCAAGAAAGCCAGAACGAGAAAUCGCCACAAUGAAGGGAAAUACAUAGCCAAGCUAAGUUUAGAUGAACUGAACUGUUUCUAUGAACAAGUGGCCAGUCUGGCGUGUGUGAUCAAGGAAGCCAAACUGGUCAAGGAGCUACUGGAUAAGGUAGUACAGUUCCAGAGAGAGGCCCAGGAGGCGUUAGAAGCCGAGAGUCCGGACUCGGAGAAGUUAGAACAGCUGAUUGAGUUCAGCGUCACGCUGGAUGUAGAUCUCCAGGAGAUACCUAAACUGAAGCAGGUGCUGCAGCAAGCCAAAUGGCUUGAUGAGGUCAAACUGACCCUCCUAGAAGAUCAGCAGCAGGUCACCCUGGAGUCUAUGAGGAAGCUGAUGGAGGCAGGGGUGGGGCUGGCCCCUCACCCCGCUGUAGAGAAGGCCAUGGCUGAACUACAGGAGCUACUGACAGUCAGUGAGAGGUGGGAGGAGAAGGCCAGGAUCUGUCUGCAGGCCAGGCCCCGUCAUGUGAUGGCAACACUGGAAGCCAUUAUAAAUGAGGCCAAGGGUAUCCCAGCAUUCCUACCCAAUGUCAGCUCACUCAAAGACGCUCUGAAGAAAGCAAAGGAUUGGACGCAGAAAGUCGAGACUGUACAGAACUCGGAUUCCUACCCCUAUCUGGAUGCUCUGGAGAGUCUGGUGAACAAAGGUCGUCCUAUUCCAGUCCGUCUGGACCAGCUACCACAGGUGGAGUCUCAGGUUGCCGCCGCCAAGUCGUGGCGGGAGAGGACCGCCAGAACCUUCCUAAAGAAAAACUGUACAUACUCUUUACUAGAGGUUCUGUCACCCCGAGCUGACAUAGGAAUUUAUAGUGGUAGUAAGAAAGUAAAGAAAAAGAUCAAAGAGGAGGGAAGAGAUCGCCGUGACAGCGAGAAUAACAACCAGUCAGAUUACAGAGUGGAUGAACAAAGAGAUCCUGCCGCUAUUGUUGCUGCAUUCAAAAUGGCUGAGCAUAGAGAGAUAGAACUGAUGAGAGAGUUAAGGGACCGUAACUCUGCCAAGCUCCGCCAGCCACACGGAGAGGCCAAGUACUGCAUCUGUCGUAAAGAGGGAUCGGGAUUCAUGUUACAAUGCGAGCUCUGUAAAGACUGGUUCCACGGAACCUGUGUCCCCUUGCCUAAAUCUGCCAACCUGAAGAACAAAUCUCAGCAGGCUGCCGCUGUGCAGGCCGCUAAGGAUCUCAAAUUUCUCUGUCCCCUGUGUCUGAGGUCACGCCGGCCCAGACUGGAGACCAUCCUGUCUCUCCUGGUGUCCCUACAGAAGCUGCCCGUUCGUCUGCCGGAGGGGGAGGCCCUGCAGUGCCUGACCGAGCGAGCCAUGGCCUGGCAGGACCGAGCUCGACAGGCUCUCACCACCAGUGAACUCGCUUCUGCUCUUGCCAAACUCAGCGUACUGAGUCAGAGGAUGGUAGAACAGGCUGCCAGAGAGAAAACAGAGAAGAUAAUUAAUGCCGAGUUAAUGAAGGCAGCAAACAACCCUGAGUUACAGGGACAUCUGGCCAGCGUGACACAGAGUGCGUUCGGUGGUACAUCAGGGGUGAUCAGUGGGAAACAGAUGGACUCAGGGUUCCUGGACUCAGAAAACUCCCUGUCACCACCCAUGUCCCCCGAACAGAACUCAGAUGACAUUCAGAUGGAGGUGGAGAUAUCCAGCAGCACUAACCACACGGGAAUGUCAGAACAUGCUUAUUCCACAGCCUCAAAGGGCGGAUCUAAUGCCUCCCCCAGGAAACAUCAGAGGAAGUCCCCCCUGGUGGCCCGGUCUGGCCUGGAGGCCCCGGUCCUAGAGCUGUCACUGACCGCCAAGAAACAGCUGGAGGAGUUGAUGAUGGAGGGGGACCUGUUAGAAGUCUCCCUGGACGAGACCCAGCACAUCUGGAGGAUCUUACAGGCCUGUCAGCCCCGGGGGGAGGGGAAACUGCUGGAUCUGGACAUCGGAGAUAAGGGUCCUGAAAACAUUGUGCCAAAGGAGAACUUUGAAAGAGAAAAAAUGGUUGUGAAAUUCAAAAAAGAAAAGGACCCAGAAAAGAAAAAGAAGAAACGGAAGAAAGAGGAAGAAGGCGGAGACAUGUCCAAACCAAAGAAAGCAAAGGAUGGAUCCGAAGGAGGGGAAAAACCCAAAAAGGUCAAGGUCAAAAAAGAGAAAGGAGAUAAGGAAAAGAAACUCCUAAAGGAAUUUGAACUCCAGCAAGAUCAAAUUAUGUCAGAAUCAACUGCAUCGGACAUUGAGAAGAUAAAGUUAAUGGUUGACCUAAAUGCUGAAAAACUCAAAAAGUUGGAAAAACCCAAGAAGAAGAAAAUCAAGGUCAAGAAAGAGGGGGCAACAGAAGAAAUCGAGAAGAAGAAGCGAAAACCGAGGAAGAAGAAAGAGAAGGAGUGUCUUGUGAUGAUGGAAGAUGAUGCGGAUGAUGAUGACGAUGAUAAUUGUGCAGCAAUAAAAUGUCUGAAGCCCACAGGUGAGGAGGUGAACUGGGUGCAGUGUGACCGCUGUGAGGAGUGGUACCACCUCCUGUGUGUGGGACUCGGAGCAGACGAGGUGACCGAGGACGAAGAGUACGAAUGUUUUAAGUGUAAAAACCGGGACAGUGCACUGACUUUUGUGUCAUCCAACGGAACACCAAAUACAGAGGGGGUGGUCAGGAACAGCCUUCGAGAGAGCAUUACCAUCAGUACGUCAUCGGGGUUGAUGACCACGCGAGAGACUGAGCUUGUAACAGUGAAGGACGUAGAAAUCACUCCUCCAGAAAAGAUAAACACUUCUCCACAAAAGAUUGUACGGACUCAAUCACCCAUCAAAAUUCAGGAAUUCUGUUCUCAAAAAUCUUUGGCUGGAAAAGUGUCUGAGAGCGCAGUGAUGAAGUGUGUAAGUGAGGGCGGGGAUUUAUUGAGUUCUGUGAUACCGGGAGAGGACAUUGAGGAAGAACUCAUCGCUAUGGAGAAGGAGGACAGUAACCAUGGAGACACAGGACAGGACAGUAACCAUGGAGACACCCGACAUGAAGUGAAGGACGGAAGUCCGACUGAUUCGGUUGUUGUGGCAGACAUUAUGGAUGGUAUGAUGACCCGGUUAGAGUCGCCAGUGAUCACAACCAAACCCAGCACAGACGAAAUAGAGGAGAUGUCACCAAAUAUAGAGUCCAUAGUACAAACAGCAGACGAAUCAUGACCUAAUGAUCUGUCUGUUUGUAGUAUAACUGCUGGUAACAUCUUGAUGAAUUAAUGGCCAUGUAUAUACAUACAUACAGAAACUUCAGAGAGAGAGAGAGUGACAGUUGUGCUUGCCUUCAUCUUAUUGCAGGUUAAAACCUGACAGUGUGAAUCCUUGUUUCACAGAAUUCUUGUCAACAGUUUGUAUUAAAACAUUGCCAUAUUCCAGUCCUAACACCAAACAUUCAAUGAAAAUUGUAUUCCCCCUAAGCAUUGUCAUCAUAUUUCAAGUCAGAUUUUCUUCUCAUGUUUAUACUUGUACAGAAUAUCCAACUGUUCAGAAGCAGCCAUAUUGUACAGUUCCUCACGUUGAUCACUUUGGAGUGCUAUGUUUUGUGACAACUUCAUUACUUGUAACUUGUGACUGCUAUCAAUUUCAUCUUAAGUUACAUACAGAUUUUUAUACUUAUUUGUUACAUUUAGAUCCAUUUGUUUUAUUUAUUGUAAAUCUUUUGUAGAUAAGUGUGUUGGCUUUGUUUUUGUUUUAUCAUGUUUAUCUAUUUCUGUUGUACAUGGGAGUUGUACAAGAAUUUUACAUUAUUUCAUUUUGUGGUAUUUUGUGAGGAGGACAAUUUUAGUUACGUACAUAUAAUGGUUUAUGUACCAUUCUCCUUUGCAUAAAAGAUUAUCAUGAUUAAGAACUCUUAAUAUUGUGUAUAUUGAUUGAUGAAAAUAUAUUUGAGGUGUCUAAUUCUUUCUGAAGCAAUUUGUAUUGACUAUUAAAGAGGGAAUUGUAGUAUUAGCUUAAUUACUGGUAGUAAACACAAAAACCAAAACCAAAAUUGUGCCGCAGCUCCAGCAUUUACAGAAAUCUGUUAAGCUUGUUACAAAAUGAACAUAAACUAUGAUUGCUUGUAGAAAUUCAGUUAAGGUAAACAUUUUGGCAUCCUUCCUGAAAAUUUCAGUUUUUUUCAAGAAAAAAUUUAUAUAUGAAUGUGUAUUAGUUUAUCAUUUUAUAAAUGCAAUAAUAUCCCUAUUGAACUGGGAAAUGGUAGAAGGAUUAUGCCACAAUGUAUACUUUUACAAUUUUUACAUUUAGCAACAAAGUUUCAUUAAAUGAUGUAUCAUUCUGAAUGAAGUCAGACUGUUUGUUUAAAAAAAUUUUGUAUGAAAUUUGGUUAUGAAUGUGUUUAUGUCAUAUUGUGUAGAUGAACAGAGAAAAAAAACCACCAUUAAAUAAAAGUUAAGUAAAACAA